GCACGGGCAGGCGCAGCCGCGGGCAGCCUCUCCGCCCGAGGACCCCGGCGGCCGCGCGCGGGAGGCGGGAAGAGGGAAAUCUUCAAAGUCGAGGUCCAGGCUCGUCCUGGUUCGGGCGCGAUGAAGUUGCACUGCGACGUGGAGGUGGUGAGCCGCCACUUGCCCACCUUGGGCAUGAGGAACCGGGGCAAGGGCGUGCGAGCCGUGUUGAGUGUUUGUGAACAGACGCCCAGAAGUCAGCUGCCCGGCCCGCGGCGCGCCUGUCUGCUCGUCUCCACCCUGAAGGAUAAGCACGGGACCCGCUAUGAGCAGCUGAAGGAGAAUAUUGAGCAAUUCUUCACCAAGUUUGUAGAUGAGGGGAAAGCAACUAUUCGGUUGAAAGAGCCUCCUGUGGACAUCUGUUUAAGUAAGGCCAAUUCCAACCAUUUAAAGGACUUUCUUUCAACUGUGAGACUGGCUCAUAGAGGCUGUAAUGUUAAUGUACAGCUUUCAACACUUGCGCCAGUAAAGGCUUCUGAAUUUGAAAAAUUUAAAACUAAAAUGAUUAUCACAUCCAAAAAGGACUAUCCUCUCAGCAAGAGCUUCCCAUGUUCCCUGGAGCAUCUUCAGACUUCUUACUGUAGCCUUGUCCGAGUUGAUAUGCGUAUGCUUUGUCUCAAAAACCUUAGGAAAUUAGACUUGAGUCAUAACCAUAUCAAAAAGCUGCCAGCUACGAUUGGAGACCUCAUUCACCUUCAAGACCUUAACCUGAAUGAUAACCACUUGGAGUCGUUCAGCAUAGACCUGUGUCAGUCUACACUCCAGAAGUCUCUUCGAAGCUUGGAUCUCAGCAAGAACAGAAUCAGAGCGCUGCCUGUGCAGUUUUGCCAGCUCCGAGAGCUUAUCAUUUUAAAAGUGGAUGAUAAUGAAUUGAUUCAGUUUCCUUUCAAGAUAGGACAACUAACAAACCUUCGGUUUUUGUCAGCAGCUCGAAAUAAGCUUCUGUUUCUGCCAAGUGAAUUUAAAAAUUUAUCCCUUGAGUACUUGGAUCUUUUUGGAAAUACUUUUGAACAACCGAAAGUCCUUCCAGUUAUAAAGCUCCAAGUGCCAUUAACUUUGUUAGAAUCUUCUGCACGGGCCGUACUUGGUAAUAGGAUCCCAUAUGACUCUCAUAAUAUUCCUUUCCAUCUUUGCCAAGAUUUGGAUACUGCAAAAACCUGUGUUUGUGGAAGCUUCUGUCUACGCUCCUUCAUUCAAGGGACUGCUAACAUGAACCUACACGCUGUUGCUCACACUGUGGUCUUAGUAGAUAACAUGGGCGGAACUGAAGCACCUGUUACUUCUUACUUCUGUUCUCUAACCUGUUACGUGAAUUCAACUGAUACAUUAAAGUAAUGAAUAAUGCCACAAAAACAAAUUUCAUUUACUUACAGAUCA
Messenger RNA from Ochotona princeps (American pika), 1416 nucleotides. It is a transcript of the gene LRR1, whose product is annotated as leucine rich repeat protein 1. Lineage: Eukaryota; Metazoa; Chordata; Mammalia; Lagomorpha; Ochotonidae. The coding region runs from base 121 to 1374 and encodes 417 amino acids. The record is from RefSeq and is a predicted model, not a curated record. Gene Ontology annotation, molecular function: protein binding. The transcript is spliced from 4 exons.